AUGUCCACUAAUUCAGAAUCGAUAGAAUGGUUAGAAAAAAACAUAAAAGAAGAACAUAUUAUUUUUUUUAAAUAUACUAAAUUUAAAAAUAGAAUAGAGAUAGGUAGCGGAGGAUUCAGUAAGGUUUAUAGCGCGAAGUGGGAAGAUGAUAAAUACUUUGCAUUAAAAUCAUUUAAUUUUGAUACUGUUAAAGAGAUUGUAGAAGAGUUUAAAUUACAUCGAAUAGUAGAUUUUCAUGACAAUAUAAUACGUCUUUAUGGGAUCACUAAAGAUUUAGGUUCAAUUAAAUUAGCAGAUUUUGGAUUAAGCAAACGUAUCGGAAACAGUAAUACUAAUAGAAGUAAAUCAAAGGUACAGGGUAUACUUCCAUACAUUGAUCCAAAAAGGUUUGAUCAUGUAUCAAAUGAGAAAUGUGACGUUUAUAGCGUUGGUGUAUUAUUGUGGGAAUUAUCUAGUGGAAAAAAACCUUUUGAUGGUUAUGAUAGUUUCAAAUUGUUUCUGGAACUUUCUAAUGGAAAAAGAGAAAAUAUUGUAGAUGGUACACCUGAAGAAUAUUCCAACCUUUACAUAAAUGUGGACGAAAGACCAACAAUUCAACGAGUUGUUGAAACUUUACAAUCAAUGAUUUCACCACCAUAUUCAAUAAUUCUUGAUUCAAAAGUAAAGACGGUUAAUCCUUCUACUGUUGAACCAUCACAACAAACCAUUUUAGAUACAAAUGAGAUUUCACGAUCAAAAUUAUCUCUCAUUCAUAAUUUGGACCAAUUGGAUAUCAACGAUUUCAAUGAUUAUUACUUAAUGGAAGGAAUUUUGCCAGAUACAACAAAUUUGAGUUCAAAAACGAGCCCGAACAAUGAUUUUAAUGAAACUUUGAUAAGUAGUUCCAAAAUAAAUAAUAUGAUUGUAGAAGAAUUGGUGGAGUUGUUUAUCAAAACGACGAAUGAAGGAAAAUCUCGAGAUCAACGACGUUCUAUCCUCGACGCUUACUUGACAAAUCAUAACAUCACCAUCAAAGAAAUUUAUGGAUGGCUAAUUAAAAAUAAUAGUAAAUUUUCAAAUUCAAAUUUUAUAUUUUUCGCAGGAUAUUUGAAUUUUUCAGGGAUUGGAACGACAUUAGACAUUAAUAAGGCAUCUAAUUAUUUUCACCAUUCAUCAGCGCAAAAUCAUUCUAUCGCUCAGUAUUAUUUAGGAAUUUUUUACGAAAAAGGUAUUGGGGUUAACAAAGAUGAAAAUAAAGGAUUUGGUUAUUAUGAUAAAAGUGCUAAACAAGGUCAAAGUAUAGCGGGUAAAUUUGCAUUAGGAAUGUGCUAUGAAAAGGGUGUUGGAAUUGAAAAGAAUAAAGAAAUGGCUUUUUAUUGGUAUCAACAAGCGGCAAAUGAAGGUCAUGCGAUUGCACGACAUAAUCUUGGGAACUUUUAUCGUUUGGGGAAUUUUGUUGAAAAAGAUCAUCGUGAGGCUUUUGGCUAUUACAAUUUAAGUGCUCAGAGUGGAUACAUUCUUGCCAUUAGUAUGUUAGGUCAUUGUUAUCUAGAAGGUAUCGGCACUUCUGUUAAUAAAAAGAUGGCAUUUGACCAUUAUUUAAAAGCCGCUAAUAUGGAAGACAAUAUUGCUCAGUAUAAUGUCGCUUUUUGUUUAGAAUCUGGUAUAGGUACGACAAAAGAUUUAAAAAAAGCUAUGGAAUGGUAUAAAAAAUCCGCCAAUAGUGGUUAUAAUAUCUCUAUAAAAAGGUUAGAAAACUUAAUUGUUAAACAGAAGUCAUGUUGUUAA
Messenger RNA from Funneliformis geosporum, 1767 nucleotides. NCBI's taxonomy places the organism in Eukaryota, Fungi, Glomeromycota, Glomeromycetes, Glomerales, Glomeraceae. The record is from the annotation of a GenBank genome assembly.